Messenger RNA from Asparagus officinalis (garden asparagus), 1419 nucleotides. RefSeq lists its product as uncharacterized. Gene Ontology annotation, biological process: DNA integration. The transcript has 6 exons. Lineage: Eukaryota; Viridiplantae; Streptophyta; Magnoliopsida; Asparagales; Asparagaceae. The record is from RefSeq and is a predicted model, not a curated record. The coding region runs from base 1 to 1419 and encodes 472 amino acids. Gene Ontology annotation, molecular function: nucleic acid binding.
AUGUAUAAGGAUCUGAAGCUAAAUUUUUGGUGGCAUGGUAUGAAGAGAGAUAUGGCUCGUAGUGUGGCUAAGUGCCUUGUAUGUCAGCAGGUGAGGGCAGAGCAUCAGCGCAUCAUAGGUCUUUUGCAGCCAUUUCCUAUUCCGGAAUGGAAGUGGCAGCAUGUCACCAUGGACUUCGUUACUAGCUUACCUCGGAGGACUAGACAAAAUGACGUUGUUUGGGUGAUCGUAGAUCGAUUAACCAAAUCGGCUCACUUUAUUCCUUUCCGAGUUGGACAGUCGAUGGAGCAUCUUGCUCAGAGAUACAUGGAGGAGAUCGUGCGAUUGCAAGGAGUUCUAGUGUGCAUCAUUUCGGAUCGCGAUACCCGAUUUACUUCAGAGUUCUGGAAGAGUUUGCAGGCGAGUCUGGGGACCAGUCUCAGUUUCAGUACAGCUUAUCAUCCCCAGACCGAAGGGCAGUCAGAGAGGACCAUUCAGAUUUUGGAGGAUAUGCUUAGAACUUGUAUGCUUGACUUCCAAGGUUCGUGGGAAGAUCACUUGCAUUUGGUGGAGUUUGCAUACAAUAAUAGCUUCCAGGUAUUAAAACCCUUUAUCGGCAAGUUCGUCGUAGUUUACUUUGAUGAUAUCCUGAUUUAUAGCCAGAGUGGGGCUGCACAUCUGGACUGCUUGAGGGAGGUACUAACAGUUUUGCAGGAGAACAAGUUGUACAUCAAUCUGAAGAAGUGCAACUUCAUGACCAGUAGCCUUGUGUUUCUAGGCUUUGUUGUUAGUGCAGAGGGUAUUCAUGUAGAUGAAGAGAAAGUUCGUGCUAUUAGAGAUUGUCCUACCCCCAAGACUGUCAGCAAAGUUCGUAGUUUUCAUGGCCUAGCAACAUUCUAUAGGAGAUUUGUAAGAAAUUUUAGCAGCAUUGUAGCACCUAUAACUGAAUGCAUGAAGAAAGGGAAAUUCAAUUGGGGGGAAGAUGCAGAUCGAAUUGGUGGUGUUUUAUCUCAGGAAGGGCGUCCAGUUGCCUUUUACAGUGAGAAACUCAACGAAGCUCGGCAGAAGUGGACCACAUAUGAGCUGGAGUUAUAUGCUAUAGUUCAGUCUUUGAAGCAUUGGGUUGUGUUGAGAACUCUAGUAGUUCAUGACUUAGUGGCCUUGUGCAUCAUGAACAGACUUAGAGACAUGUGUAGCUCCAAUGCUGCUCCCCAGCCUUUGUCAAUUUUAGAUCUCGCUCCUUCUGCUCCCGCACCUCCGGUAAAGCCCUACAGCAAUGUGGAUCUCUCCAAGUUUAGAAUUCCGCUAAAGGAUCGCCUUGGUCCUCUACCUGAAGAUCGGGGCAAAGCUACUGUUAAGGAACUCUUGGGUCCGCUGAAUGAUUCUCGAGCUACCAUCCAGACUGGGGGUCAUAAGCAACCUCCUGUGAAUUCCGAAUGA